AUGUAUUUUCCUAAUGCCCAGAUAUUGUCAAUGAUGGGCACUCUUUCUCGAAAGAAAAUAUUAUCCAUUAUUGGUAAACAACAGUAUUCGCUUUUAUCUUCUAAAAAGCUUUUCAAAGAUACAAAGAAUAAAUCCUCCUCAACAGACACUCAGUCUCUGAAAAAGUCAAAGAAAAAUGAUAUCCAACCACGAUUCCCUACAAGAACUCGGUUUGCUCCUUCGCCUACAGGGUUCCUUCACAUGGGAUCAUUGAGAACCGCAUUGUACAACUAUUUAUUGGCAAAGUCGACCAACGGGACAUUCAUUUUGCGUAUUGAGGACACUGAUCAGAAAAGAUUGGUUCAAGGAGCAGAAGCCAACAUUUUGGACACUUUGCAAUGGUGCGGGGUCAAAGUGGACGAGGGUCCAAUCGAAAUCGAUCGUAGUACUGGGAAAGUGAUCAAAGAAGUUGGUGAAUAUGGGCCUUAUAAGCAAUCAGAACGUUCGCACAUCUAUAGAAAAUAUGCCGAUGAAUUAAUUGACAAAGGAUUGGCGUAUCGAUGUUUCUGUUCUAAAGAUCGAUUGGAUAAACUUGCGGAAAGUGCGAAGAAGUUGGUGCCACCAACCACUGUGUCUUAUGAUAGACAUUGUACACAUUUAACGGAAGAAGCAUCAAACGAUAAGAGCCAACAUCAAUCAUUUGUCAUCAGAUUUAAGUCGCCCGCCCACAAAUAUCCUCCAUUCAUUGAUUUGUUGCACGGACAAAUCGAUCUCCAACCACAAAUCAAUCCAAAUGAUGUGAGAUACGAGGACCCAGUGUUGAUGAAGAGUGAUGGCUUGCCUACUUAUCAUUUUGCUAACGUUAUUGACGACCAUUUGAUGAAAAUAACUCAUGUUAUUCGUGGAGAAGAAUGGUUGGCAUCGACCCCAAAACAUAUUGCGUUGUACGAUGCGUUUGGAUGGGAUAAACCAGAAUUCAUCCAUAUCCCAUUGUUGACCACAGUUGGCGACAAGAAGUUGAGUAAGCGCUCAGGUGAUAGCAAUGUGAUGUCUUUGGCGGCAAAAGGGGUGUUACCAGAAGCGUUGGUGAACUUCUCGGUGUUGUUUGGCUGGUCGCCGAAAAGAACCACUCCUGGAGAACCAACAAAAGAGAUUUACAGUAUGAAGGAUUUGUCAAAGAUUUUCUCUAUUAACGAGUUGACCAAAGGCAAUGCCAAGGUUGAUGACAAGAAGUUAUAUUAUUUCAAUAAGGUCCAUUUGCACCAGAAAUUGGUGUCUGAUCCGGAAUUUUUCCAACAAUGUGUCGGCCAACUCGUUGACGGGUUAAAUUCAAAGUAUGCGAACGGUUGUUGUAUUCCAAUCACGAACGAGAAAGGAGUACAGAUUUUGCAACAUUUGGGGAAAAACUUGACGACGAUAAAUGAUUUAUUGGGGGAGACGUACCAGUAUUUGUUUGAAUCGCCAGACUUGGGUGGUAAUGAUGCUAUAAAGUUUGUCCAAAAUAUUGGUGAAAGCACGACGAGGGUAACCAAGAUCUUACAAGAUGCCAGUGACUAUUUGACCUCGGUAAAGACUUUGGAAGGCUUCACCAGCAAGCUUGGGGAGUACAGUUCUAUAGAAGUGAAGAAGAAGGAACUUUUCCAAGUGUUAAGGUUUGCACUUUCUGGAAGUCAUCCGGGGGUUAGCAUUGAUGUUUUGGUUGAUAUCUUGGGACAACAAGAGAGUAUCGAUCGUUUCAACGGCGCAGUGAAAUAUCUACAAGAGGAGAGUCGAUGA
This is a messenger RNA of Saccharomycopsis crataegensis, 1755 nucleotides long. It is a transcript of the gene MSE1, whose product is annotated as glutamate--tRNA ligase MSE1. Lineage: Eukaryota; Fungi; Ascomycota; Saccharomycetes; Ascoideales; Saccharomycopsidaceae. Gene Ontology annotation, biological process: glutamyl-tRNA aminoacylation. Gene Ontology annotation, cellular component: mitochondrion. The record is from RefSeq and is a predicted model, not a curated record. Bases 1 to 1755 code for a protein of 584 amino acids. The transcript has a single exon. Gene Ontology annotation, molecular function: zinc ion binding; ATP binding; tRNA binding.